Messenger RNA from Rhinichthys klamathensis goyatoka, 1370 nucleotides. RefSeq names its product stonustoxin subunit beta-like. Gene Ontology annotation, molecular function: protein binding. The record is from RefSeq and is a predicted model, not a curated record. The transcript has 5 exons. Bases 71 to 988 code for a protein of 305 amino acids. Lineage: Eukaryota; Metazoa; Chordata; Actinopteri; Cypriniformes; Leuciscidae.
AGUUCAAGUUCAGUGGAGGAACAAGCAACACCACGUCGUCAUUAUUCAUGCUGUGAAUCUGUGAAGGACGAUGGCGUCUCUUAAAGAACUGCUGUUAAACUCACUGAUGGACCUGAAAAAAGCUGAACAGAAGAUGUUUAAGUGGCACUUAAAGAAUGAUCAUAUGCGUAUAAAAAAGUCUGAAAUGGAGAAAGCAGAUAUCUUAGACACAGUAGAUAAGAUGGUAGCAUGUUUUGGACCAGAAGAAGCAGUGAAGAUCACGGUGGAGAUCCUGAGGAAGAUGAACCAGAACGAUCUGGCUGAGCAGCUGGAGAACAAUCACAAGCAAGUGAGUGAUCCUCUCUCUCACACACACUCAAGUCAGGCUGAAGGCAAUAUGAAGACGUCUGCCGCUGUUGGAGCUCAUUCAGAAGAGUUCAGUGUGGAUCAUGGAGGAGAGAUCAGGAUUAAAGCAGGACUACAAAAAUAUUAUCAUCAGUUCACUCUGGAUCCGAACACAGUGAAUAAACACCUCCGUCUGUCUGAGAGGAACAGAGUGAUUACUCACACUUACACAGUCCACAGUCCGUAUCCUGAUCAUCCAGACAGAUUUGAUGAUCCUCAGGUGCUGUGUAGUGAGAGUGUGUGUGGACGCUGUUACUGGGAGAUUGAGUGGAGUGGGAGUGUGUUUAUAUCAGUAUCAUAUAAGAGCAUCAGGAGGAAGGGAUGGGGUAAUGAGUGUAUGUUUGGAUUUAAUGAUCAGUCCUGGAGUUUGUUCUGCUCUUCCUCCAGUUGCUCAUUCACACACAAUAACAUAGCGACUAUACUUCCUGUAAAGUCCAUCAUCAGGAGAGUAGGAGUGUAUGUGGAUCCCAGUGCAGGAACUCUGUCCUUCUACAGCGUCGACAGAGACGCAACGAGCCUCAUACACACAGUCCAGACCACAUUCACACACAAACUCUAUCCUGGGUUUAGGCUUUAUCCUCUAUCAUCAGUGAAACUGUGUUGAUGAGUGAGAACAGACUGUAGAGAUUCUACCCAUAAUGCUUUGAGCUGCAUGAUAAAUCAGUAACACUGAGAUGUUAUACAGUCUCUUAUUGUCUCUUCAUUACAUUAAUACUACAGUAAAAUAACAUGUCAGAAUAAAUGUGUGUAAUGAAUCCUCAAACAGGCAGAAAGAUCAGUGUGUGUUUGUGAGUCACGAUGAGUGACAGUGUGUAUCUGUGCUUUUCUCAAACUAUAUUCAGUUCUUAUUGUACUGUCACAUAAAUAAUUUGUAUUAUCACUAUCAAAAUUACCUUUCAAUGAAAUGUAUCAUUCAAUAAAACAUGUUAUUUGUUGUAAAAUUGAUAAAUGUUAAUUUAUUAAUAAAUGUGAAAUAUAUAAACCCA